Messenger RNA from Trifolium pratense (red clover), 707 nucleotides. Its product is annotated as 17.9 kDa class II heat shock protein-like. Lineage: Eukaryota; Viridiplantae; Streptophyta; Magnoliopsida; Fabales; Fabaceae. The transcript has a single exon. Gene Ontology annotation, biological process: response to salt stress; protein complex oligomerization; response to hydrogen peroxide. The record is from RefSeq and is a predicted model, not a curated record. Bases 87 to 566 code for a protein of 159 amino acids.
ACCUCUCUCUUCACACUAAACAAAUCAACGCAUUCCCAAACAUUCAAAAUAAUCAUCAUUUCAUCAAAGAGUGAGUGUGAUCAACAAUGGAUUUGAGAUUGAUGGGUUUGGAUUCUCCAGUUCUUCAUGCUCUCCACCAAAUGAUGGACCUUUCAGACGAUACUUCUUCCGACAAGGCAUCGCACAAUGCUCCGACGAGGUCCUACGUGAGAGACGCGAAGGCAAUGGCUGCUACUCCGGCGGACGUGAAGGAAAAUCCGAAUUCAUACGUGUUUGUGAUCGACAUGCCGGGGUUGAAAUCUGGUGACAUUAAGGUUCAGGUUGAAGAUGACAAUGUUCUUGUGAUAAGUGGAGAGAGGAAGAGGGAAGAAGAGAAAGAAGGUGUUAAGUAUUUGAGAAUGGAGCGAAGGGUUGGAAAGUUUAUGAGGAAAUUUGUUCUUCCUGAGAAUGCUAAUACUGAUGCUGUUUCUGCUGUGUGUCAAGAUGGGGUUCUCACUGUUUCUGUUGACAAAUUGCCUCCUCCUCAGCCUAAGAAGCCUAGGACUAUUGAGGUUAAGAUUGCUUGAAUUCGUGUUUUGAUUCGAAGAAUGAUGUAGUAAUGUGUUUGAAUGUGAUGUUCUUGUUAUGUUAUGUUUUGUUUUGGGGAGUUAUUGUUAAGUGUAUUUUGAUUUGCUCAAGCACAAGAAUGCAAUGAAGUGAUUUUGUUU